AUGGAGCUGGUCGCGGGUUGCUACGAGCAGGUCCUCUUUGGUUUCAUUGUACACCCGAAGCCCGAGGCGUGCGGCGACCGCGAGGUGAGAUACCUCAUACCGGGAGACAGCCGGAGGCGGGGCCGGGAAGGUGGGUUUGGUUCCUACACAGCAGAGCAAUGGACUCCUGUGGCCGACUUCACUCACCAUGCUCACACUGCCUCCUUGUCAGCAGUAGCUGUCAAUAGUCGUUUUGUGGUCACUGGGAGCAAAGAUGAGACAAUUCACAUUUAUGACAUGAAAAAGAAGAUAGAGCAUGGGGCUCUAGUGCAUCACAGUGGCACAAUAACUUGCCUGAAAUUCUAUGGCAACAGGCAUUUAAUCAGUGGAGCAGAAGACGGACUUAUUUGUAUCUGGGAUGCCAAGAAAUGGGAAUGCCUGAAGUCAAUUAAAGCUCACAAAGGACAUGUGACCUUCCUUUCUAUUCACCCAUCUGGCAAGUUGGCCCUGUCGGUUGGUACAGAUAAGACAUUAAGAACGUGGAAUCUUGUAGAAGGAAGAUCAGCAUUCAUAAAAAAUAUAAAACAAAAUGCUAACCUAGUGGAAUGGUCCCCAAGAGGAGAGCAAUAUGUAGUUAUCAUACAGAAUAAAAUAGACAUCUAUCAGCUUGACACUGCAUCCAUUAGUGGCACCAUCACAAAUGAAAAGAGAAUUUCUGCUGUUAAAUUUCUUUCAGAGUCUGUCCUUGCAGUGGCUGGAGAUGAAGAAGUUAUAAGGUUUUUUGACUGUGAUUCGCUAGUGUGCCUCUGUGAAUUUAAAGCUCAUGAAAACAGGGUAAAGGCCAUGUUCAGUUUUGAAAUUCCAGAGCAUCAUGUUAUUGUUACAGCAUCGAGUGAUGGUUUCAUCAAAAUGUGGAAGCUUAAGCAAAAUAAGAAAGUUCGCCCAUCUUUACUCUGUGAAGUAAACACUAAUGCCAGGCUGACAUGUCUUGGAGUGUGGUUAGACACGGUGCCAGACACAAAAGCAAGUCUUCCUCCAGCUGCAGAGCCUUCUCCUGUAAGUAAAGAACAGUCCAAAAUCGGCAAAAAGGAGCCUGGUGACACAGUGCACAGAGAAGAAAAGCAGUCAAAACCUAACACAAAGAAAUGCGCUUUAACUGGUGACAGUAAGAAAGCGACACAAGAAAGUAGCCUGGUAUCAACCAAGAAGAGCAAAAGGGUAGACGUGUUGGAAAAGAAGAGGAAGAAGAAGAAAAUAAAAACAAUGCAGUGAAUCCCAGGUGUCUCCUAAAAGAACCUUUGUAGAUGGGAUCAUUCUUGAUUCUAUCUACAUGGAAUCAAAUCAGACGUACCUUAAUUUUAUUUUUUCCCCUGAGUAAAAGCAAGGAAUUUCUUCCUUUGAAGAAAAUAUACAUAUUAAAAAGCCACUUUUAGGGUUUUUUUUUAAACAGUGGUAAAAUUACUUUUGGCAGACAGUGUUUUGUGCAUGAUGUAUCAUGUUGAUAUAUAAUAUGUUAAUGUGUCAUUUGUAAUUUUUACUUGUACAAAGCAAAUAAAGAUCUUUCUCAAAA
Molecule: messenger RNA, 1549 nt
Organism: Callithrix jacchus (white-tufted-ear marmoset)
Lineage: Eukaryota; Metazoa; Chordata; Mammalia; Primates; Cebidae
Source: RefSeq, a predicted model, not a curated record